Bursaphelenchus okinawaensis is the source of this 1860-nucleotide messenger RNA. The record is from the annotation of a GenBank genome assembly. Lineage: Eukaryota; Metazoa; Nematoda; Chromadorea; Rhabditida; Aphelenchoididae.
AUGACAACAGACCCAGCGUAUCUCGAAAAGUGUCGCAAAGACCUGACGAAACGUUGGAGUGAUCUAACAUCGUUUGUUAGCGACGCAAUUCGCGAGAAAUGGCUAGCCAUGAUCGACGAACGAUACGCUCCGCGACCGUUCCACGGCUUGGCACAUUUGGAACACAUGAUGCAAUUGUUUGAUGAGCACAAGGAUUCACUCAAGGACAGAUAUGCCGUCGCUUUUGCUAUAUUCUUCAAACAGUAGGUCUUGAAUUUUAGUUUUGAAGAAAAUGCCACAGGGGGACCAAGCUGAAUUUUUUUUUGCAAAAAAAAAUUUUUUUUCGAAAAUUUUAAAUAAAAAAAAUAUUCUUUUAUAAAACCUACAAUUCAUAAUUACUUAUUAAGAAUAUCUUGUAAAUCCGUAUUUCACCUCAAAAUAAAAAUAAAGUUAUAUUAUUAUAGCUUGGAAUACGAUCCAUUGAACGCUGAAGAAGCCGAACGGAACGAAGAAAGGCUACGUGAAUUUGCUGCGGAAACAACAUUUGAUCAAGUAGGUUUUUGAUUACAUACUAUUAAAAUAUUAACCUUCAUUUUAUUAUAGACAAAUUCGAAGUUUUUGACAAGAUAAAUAAAAUUUUAGGCAACUUUAUCAAACCCCAAAAAAUAUUUUAAAAAAUUAAAAAAAGUUAAAUUCCGUUUUAAAAAUUGUUAAAAUUUUCAGUUUUUUAUUGAUAAAAACUCGAAAAAUGACAAUUUGAGUAAUGAUUACCUCGUUGCUAACUUUUUUGCCAAGUUUUUCUCUACAACAGUAACUUGGUCAGAACUUGUUUCUUGGUCUGAUAAAGCUUGUUUUUAACGUAAAAUAGAAAGUUGAAAUUAGUUUUUGUUAUUUUAUUGUUAUUCUUCAACGUCAUGAGCAGCUGCAGCGUAUGUUACCUAGUUCUUUGAACUUUGACAAGUUUUUUAAUGUUGUUAUUGUUACAGACAAUUUUUUAGAUAAAUUUGAAGAUUCCUGUUAACGACAAAUUGCUGAAAGCUUCUUUAGAGUCUUUUCUUUGACAUUGAUCAUCAAUUUUUACUUUAUUUUGCGGGUUCUCUUUAGUUUUUGAUGUUAUUCAUUACCAACCCAAACCUCUCAUGGAUAACAUAAUAUUCUCUUCAUUUCAGGCCAACUACGUGUCCAGAUUGUUGUUGGAAAGUGCGAAUAAUUGUACGGAUGCUCAUCUAACUCCAGACAAGUAUGGGGACGAUGAUCUACAUUUUUUAAUCGACUUUGACACUGCUUGGAUGGGAGUUGAUGAAGGUGAAUAUACGAAAUUCAGAGAAGCGGCUCGAUCUGAAGUCGGAAAUUUAAAUGACAAGGAUUAUAUUGAAAGGAGGUUAAAGGUAAGCGGUUUUAUUGUUUUGUUUCUGUUUUAAGGUGUGUUUGAGGUAGGGUAUCGCUGUGGAAGGAUUUAUAUUACUUUGGGUGAUAACUGUUGGUAAAAUACGGCAAUUUGAGCGUUUAGGGUUUUACUUGAUUAGAAAGGGGCUGACCGGCAAGAAAGGUUGAAAAUAAGACUGAGAAGGCUUUUUUUAAAAUGUAGUUUUGAAUUUUAGGUAAUAUGGAGUUUAGAGCAUUGAUUUAUAUUACUUUAGGCUACAGAUAUAUUAAAAACAUUUUAAAAUGACAUGACGAAUAACUGAACUAACUGCCAAAUUUUUUGUUGAAAAAGUUAGAAAUAACUCUCAAGAUUAUGUGUUUCAGGUCCUCCAAUUAUUCCUCCAGAUUCCGAACAUCUUUGCGACCAAAGUGAUGCGCGACAAGUACGAAAGCCAAGCACGAAAGAAUAUCAAAAGCGAAAUCGAGUUUCUGAACAGUCUAGCCAAGUCUGCAUAA